AGAGAGAGAGAGAGAGAGAGAGAGAGAUGACAACAGGAGCGCGCGGUUAGAGAGCUGAGCCACAGAGAACUGCUGAGCUGCGCUGGAGUUUGAAAGUCUUUGCGGAGAGACUUAAAACGGCAACGGUGAUAUAAAUACCCCGCUUUUAACCGGAUUAAAGCCAUAACACUUCCCUUCCAUGAGAAAGUCUGUGCAGUGCAGUGGAGAGGAGGAACCGCGCGCGCGCCCCAACGCAGCGUCACAGGAGGCUCGUGCUCUCAUAGCUGUGAACUCAGAGUGGUGAGCUGAGACAGGAGCAGAAGUACAUCGGGUACGGCUUUGGAUAUCUUCCCGCCUGAUUUGACUGAAGCUCCGGCCAGGACAGCAUUAAAAAUACAUAUCCCAAAGGAAGACUCUGGCUUCACACACACACACACACACACACACACACACAGAAAUAAAUCAAUACACCCAAGCUGUGAUUUCUUCAUCACUUUUCCCUGCAGCAACAUACUGAGUGGGCAGCGAAAAGACCGGCUGAGCAGAUUCUAUUUCUGCAGCACUGUCCGGAUUACAGAAAUGUUUGUAGAGUUCAUAUUUUUUUUAAACUAGUCUGCCAAUUUUAGGACCUAUUUUUCCAAUUUCAAAAGCAAAAAAGCAACAUCUGCUAAUUCAAUAUGUAUUUCCAUUAACUUUCCUUCCUCUGAUGGAGCAUAACUAUUUUUCUUCCUAUUUAUCACCUUCUACUUUGCAUUUAAAUCAAAGUCCAGUGCUCUAACCUCAUUAGUCGAGUACAGUAGGUUUAGAUUAGCAGCGAUAACUGACAGACCAUCCGGAAAGUCAGCAAUUGAAGCUCUUUUUCUUUUUCCCACCCUUGACUGUAAUGCUGCGUUAAUCAAAACAAUCAAUCAUUGAAACCGACUCCUAAUUUUCUUUCCGCACAGUGCAAAACUCAUUAGCAUAUUUAUUAGCCGGAGAUGCAUCCGAUCAUGUGAAAUGUGACACUGACCACACGUUCGGCCCUCGUGGCUCGGAGGAGAUGCGCAGAAAGUGAAAUGUGCAAGAGCCCGACAAGCUUUUUAAGCUCAAUAGAACCUGACGCAAGCUUAGAGGGAGGAAAGGAAGAGAAGAAAGCAGGGGAGGGAGGAAUUCAGGCACACAUCUUUAUUUCCCACCCACAAGAUGAUUCAUGCUUGUAUGAAGCACCAAUUAAAAAAUAUUAAAGAUGGAUUGCUUGCUCUAGAAUAAAGGAAAGAGCUGCACUCGAGUUCGUCUGAGAUCUCCUCAACAAUCACUACCCUCAAAUCAGGAUGGACAGCCUGGAUGAAUUGGAGCACCCGCUUUUGGAUGACAGCCCCACACACUCAUCCAGAACGGGCAACAGCGGCCUCUUCAAGGGCAUUUUUGUGAGAUGCGAAGAGGAAAAAAGACCUCCCUCCCUAGCAUGGAGGAGCUAUUCUGGUCCUACAGAUGUAUCUCAACAGCAGCUGCUGGAUCCAUGUUCUCUCCCCAGCACACUUGAGUCCUUCUACACGCCUUCUGCUCCUCUCUGGGGCCCUGCAGACUCCCUGGGCCUCCACAGCAAGGAGUAUCUGGAAACCACAUUCAUGGACAUCGGCCCUGGAUCUCCUCUGGAGCGGAAGCUGCUGGCAGUGAGCAGAGACGUCCACAGCGUGUCCUACAGCAUGGAGGACGAAGACGACCUGCUGCCAGACUUUGAGGAUUCCUCGAGUGACGACUUCACUGACACAGAAAGCGAAAGCAACUUCCCACUUAUGAUCCCACAGGAUCACCUUGGUCUGGCCUUCUUCUCCAUGCUCUGCUGCUUCUGGCCUUUAGGCAUAGCCGCCUUCUAUUUGUCUCAAAAGACGAACAAAGCGUGGGCGCAGGGUGACUUUCAGGCAGCGAGCAAGGCGUCUCGUCACACUCUGUGGCUCUCCAUCAUCUCCAUCAUCUUCGGCAUCAUCACCUACAUCUGCGCCGUCGCUGCGCUCAUCUCCUACCUCUCCGGGAAGCCGCCCUAAAGUGUGAUCAGUGUCAAGCCCCUCCCCUUUGACAGUACUGUCCCCACCUCCUGAAGACUCAAUAAAAUUCUGCACAUACACUCACACAGAUUUGUACCAUGUAUUAACGCUGGGCUUUUAUUUGAAACAAAAUUUCCUGGAUCCAAACCUUCUGGACUUGUCGAAGGAUGGAUGCUAAUGCGACAGAUGGGAAAUGGAUCACAAGACAAAUCUAACAGAAGAAACACGUCUCUGUUUUGUUGGAACCCUUACAGCUGUGCAGCGGCGGCACAAUGCCAUGGAGCCAAACCAGCUUGCGUAGAUAGGAGAGCUGGCUCCUCUUAAAAAGUUUUUGAGACCUGAGGGUUCGUUUGAAGGAUCUGACAAGUUCUAAAAGAAUAGGACUUUCAGCAGGUCGUGUUCCUCCUGCUCCUGUAAAACACUGGCAUGGUUUUAGUUACUAGUAACAUCUGGAUACAAAUUAUAGGACACAGCUAUUCAUAAACACACACUUUUGUGACAAUAAUUCUUUCCUGACCCAAAUUCGUUUAGCCAUUCAUUAUUAAUUAAGCGCUUUAUCCUGAUCAGGGUUGCGGUGGAUCCAGAGCGUAUCCCAGGAACACCAGGCAAUAGGCCAAAAUACACCCUGAAUAGGACAAACACAAUUUCUAGCAGAACGUUUUUGGGAAGUGGGAAGAAACCGGAGUACAUGAAGGAAUCAUGACACAGAAACAGAGAGAACAUGGAACUCUCCACACAGGCACUAGACCCGAGCUCAGUAUCGAACACUGGUGCUGUGAGGUAGCAAUGCCAUCCACUGUAUCACCAUGUCCUUUGUUAAGGAUUCAGUGUGUGCCAAAAAAUAUUUCCAUGAAGGACAACAAAUGGAGCAGUAGUAGGCAAACGUAAUGCAGUAAUUGUAUCAGUUGCUGACAGGGUUGGAAAUCAUGAAUUAUGUGGCGCCUGGGAAAACCCUUCACAUGUAUAACGUUCCUUUUUGUGCAUCUUGAACAGAAGUAAGAUUGCAGCUUUUAUUAUUAUUAUUAUUAUUAUUAUUAUUAUUAUUAUUAUUAUUAUUACUCCAAAAGUUAAAAUGCAUAAAAAUGCAUUUAAAGAUUUGUUUCACACACCUCUGGAUUUAAAACCUAUAAAACAAAACUCAAAACAACAAAAAAAAAAACUCUAAAACUCUAAAAACAACAUUAUUCACUCAUUUUAACAGAUUCUAUGUUUGUAAUAGCUAAAAAAAGCUAUGUGAAUUCUCACUUGCACGCAGCUUCGUCGUCUCCUCACUCGACUGAUUUCCGUUCACCGUCGGUGAGGAUAUAAUUGCUGAUUAAUUCAGUCAGCUCUGUUAACUAAAUGAAUUGUUCUUUAAACAUUUUAAUUGGCUCACCCGAGUGUAUAAGCACUCUUCUCAGUUUUGAUGAUGAUAUCCCGUUAUAUCAGCUGUCUGAAUCAAACUGAACUGAUUUUGGCUUAUGUCUGUUUUGUGUAUGACAGAAUAACUACAUUCUUAUCUAAAAUGAUUUUUUGCAGGCAGAAGGUAAGAAAGUAGCCUAACUAAAAACAUUUCCAUGUCGUUUUGGUGAAAUAUAUGUAUAGACGAUGUAUGUUAUCGGCAGAAGAACCCUGUCGUUUUUUUCAUUCCAGCCACACUGACAUCCGAAGGGUUUUCCUAGACCACCACACAAAUGUGACCCACUUUCAGGACGCCGUUAACGUUGACUCUUCUCCAUGGGACCGUUUUCUGAAGUGUCACCUCACGUAGGUGUCAGGGUUAAGGAUGUGGGUCAUGAAAGCUCUGGGCAGUUUGACCUGGUGUAAUCCUAACAAGCGAACGAGUACUGCCUCAGUUUAAAUACAAACCUGAACUUUUUCUUCACUUCACCAUCAGUGUUUCUUUGCUUGUCGUCUGAUCUCCACAGCAUUACGGUGUAUUUUUCCUGCUCGGGUGGAUCUCCAUCUGUUUGAUUACAGGCAUGCAGUGAGAUUCUGAAAUUAAUGUGUGUGAAAGUUUUUGCUCUGAGACCUUACACCAAGUUUGUCCUUCCAUCCUUAAGAUGACUACAACUACUCUACAGAAUCUGCAAGGGGAUC
Messenger RNA from Tachysurus vachellii, 4082 nucleotides. RefSeq names its product transmembrane protein 91 (gene tmem91). Lineage: Eukaryota; Metazoa; Chordata; Actinopteri; Siluriformes; Bagridae. The record is from RefSeq and is a predicted model, not a curated record. Bases 1290 to 2003 code for a protein of 237 amino acids. The transcript has 4 exons. Gene Ontology annotation, cellular component: intracellular membrane-bounded organelle; membrane.